Molecule: messenger RNA, 372 nt
Organism: Paraglomus brasilianum
Lineage: Eukaryota; Fungi; Glomeromycota; Glomeromycetes; Paraglomerales; Paraglomeraceae
Source: the annotation of a GenBank genome assembly
AGAAAUGGACUAGUAUGGAAUCUGAAUGUGUGCAUAAUGGAAGCAACAGCAGCAGAUAUAAUAUUAGGAACAAAUUUCCUAAUCAAAUAUGGAGCAAUGUUAGACCUCCCCAGACAGCAACUGAUUCUAACCAAGACAAAAGAGUACCAAGAAGUCAUAUCAUUAGUCAAGAAGAAACAGUUACAAAUAAGGACAGUGAGUGCAAUAGAGCAGAUGGAUAUUGAUCAACCCCAGGAGCAUGAUGCCAUGGAGGUUGACUAUAAUCCAAAGUGGAAAUGCUCAGAUGGACUGAAAGAAUUCCAAUGCAUGAAGAGAUUUGUACCUGAUGAUGUAGAUGAAGAUCCAGAACCAUGUGUUAAAUGCCACAAUUGA